Molecule: messenger RNA, 3358 nt
Organism: Polistes dominula (European paper wasp)
Lineage: Eukaryota; Metazoa; Arthropoda; Insecta; Hymenoptera; Vespidae
Product: O-acyltransferase like protein
Molecular function (GO): acyltransferase activity, transferring groups other than amino-acyl groups
Source: RefSeq, a predicted model, not a curated record
AUAUAUUUUGACAAAAUUUGUACUCUUAUCGAAUAAUAUAUUUCUUCGUGUCUUGUGUUCUUUUUUUAGUUCUUUUCGAAUGUGAAACCAAUUUGGUAGAAUAUUUAAAUGAAUAUUUAUUUUCAAUUGAAUUAAAUAGAUAUGACGACGGUUUAACAAAGUAGACAUUGCUUUGGCAAUACUUUUUAAAGAAGAAAGCUUUUCACAUUCGAAAUUACUUUCGCUAUUGAUUAUACAAUCAAAAUCAUAGCUUGACUAAUCAAUCGAUCGUAUUUCUCGAUCAUAAAUUAAUUCGUUUUAAUUUCACUUUACGUGAUCGCAAUAUACAAGUUUAUUUAUUUUAGAUUUUAUUAAUAAAAUUUCUCUUGCCCCCUCUUCGCUUAUUUAUAAAAAAUAUGCAAUUUACAUAUUAUUAUUAUUAUAUACAUUCAUCGUGGUAAUUGAAAGAUCUCUCGAAUAUUUGAUUUAUUUGCCUUGCGUUGAACCAGGAAAGAAGAAAUCGAACAAUUACGUGUCUAAAUUGAACUUGACUUUGAAGAAGAAGAAGAAAUAAAAAAGCGAGACACGUCCAUUUUCUUUACGAAUUUCUAUUGUGUGAUUUUCUUUUUCUAUUAACUCUUGACAAAUUCCUUUCACGCAUUUGUAUAGGAAAAUACUAGUACGAAUACUACUACUUUCUUUUUACUACCUGUAAAUGAACACUGUAAUAUGAAACAUAUUUCACAAAUUACGUUAUAAUACGUUUAAUAGUAAUGAUUUGAAAGAAAGUUAAAAGGAAAUUUUCGUUAAUAUGAUAUAACAAAGAUGAAUUUUAGUUUCUCCCGUAAUUUUAACAACGAUGAUGUUGCUUUUUAAAACCGCAAAAUUCGCAUUCAACAACCAUAAUACGAUCUUGAAGUUCUGCGAGAGAGUUGAAACGUGUUGUGAACAAACCCCAGAAAAGUUUGAGGUAUGCGGUUAGAUAACGUCGUAUUCACUUCCCGAAUAGAAAGUUUUACUUGAUUAGAAACGUGCGUAGAGUUAGGCUCUUCAAAUCAUUCUUCCAAUAAUUCUUAAUAAUUCUAUCGUGCUUAUAUGUCAUUCUGAAAAAUAAUCUAACAGGAAUAUUUAAUAAUAAUCUGCUUUGAUCAGUUAAAAAUUGACGAUGCUUCGGGAAGAUACACCAAUGGUUUCUUCUGGGGUAAUUCAUAUUUCACUGGAUCAGCAACAGAAUGUGGAUACAUCGGUCAAAAUUACGUUAGAAGUAAUGAGAAAUCUACAUCCAUGUCUAUUAUAAAUGAAGUACAGGAAUUUAAUGCAGAACCCCAUAAAAGAGGAAACCUCGGUUUGAGUGGCUCUAAUCUUUUAACUCAAACUUUUAUAGAUCAACCACCUUAUUCUUUAGGUUUUUAUAUGAUGAGAAUUUCUUUAAAUACGACCUUGUUACCCAUGACAAGAUUGAUGCAUAUUGGAGUUUGUUUGCCAUUUUCUUGCACAUCGGCUGACGUAUCAAUAAUAGCAAAACUUGCUGCUAGUGAUAUUACUGCUAAAAAUUUAGUCAUUGAGAAAAUUCGAGAUCAACAUAAUUUGUACGACAUGUACUCCGAUCCUGUUUAUUGGAUUCUUUUUGGUGUCACAUCUGUGGUGAUAAUUCUUAUGAUAGCUGGUUCUGGAUAUGAUUGGUAUUUGACUCGAAUGGUCGCUCGUAAAAAAAAUAUGAUUUACGAUUUGGAAAAGCAUGGAAAGCUUGAUCAACUUAGUAAUGGAAAUCCAAAAACGUUAAACGUGGCAGAUACAGUUCCCAAUGGAUCUACGCCGGUCAAUAACAAUAACAAUAACGAUCACGAGAAUACCUUGCAGCCAUCUGAUGAAGUAUAUAAACUUAGUGUUCUUGAAGAAUUGCUCUUGUCUUUUUCUGUUCCUUCCAAUUUAAAAGUUAUCUGUGAUGGUAAUGUUGGAGGAGAUACAAUCAGUACCAUUCAUGGUCUAAGAGCAAUAUCAAUGGCUUGGGUGAUACUUGGACACACUUGUAUAGUAGUUUUCAAAUAUUCUGAUAACAUGGAAUAUCGAAAAGUUGUCGAAAAAAAGUUUCUUUUUCAAACAAUUACUAAUGGAGCUUUCAGCGUGGAUACCUUUUUCUUUAUGGGCGGUUUACUUGUCAGUUUUCUAUACUUUAGAACCAAUGCUAAAGGAGAUUUGAAUAAGCUUACUCAGGGUACAAAAGGUUUUGUUUCUGGGUCAUUGAAAUUCAUUGGGUUGCUUGUCUAUAGAUUCUGUAGGCUUACAGCACCGUAUAUGUUUAUUCUGGGUGUUGUUGAGAUUUCUAUGAAAUGGUUCUAUUACAAUUCUGUUUUUGAACCUCCUUCGUCUGAUCAUUACAAUUGUCCUAAAUACUGGUGGAGAAAUUUACUUUAUAUUAAUACUUUCUUUCCUGUAGACCAAAUGUGUAUGCCUUGGAGUUGGUACGUUGCGGACGAUACACAGUUCUAUAUUGUUGGUGGAGUAAUAUUAGUAUUAGCUGUAAAUCACUUUAAGAUUGCAGCAACUGCUGUUAUCACUUUAUUAGUAAGCUCCUGGUUAACAACAGGAUACAUUGCACUUGCUAACAAUCAUAUGCCAAGUUCAGAUGACCCACUGGCUUUGUUUGAUAAAAUUUAUGAUAAACCAUGGACUAGAUUAGGACCAUAUCUAAUUGGGAUGUCAGUAGGAUACUUUCUCUUCAAGACUGAUUGUAAAGUGAAAAUGUCGAAGGCCACAGUUGUUAUAGGGUGGUUACUUUCUUUCGGCUGUCUUUUAAGUUUACUUUAUGGUUUAUAUGAGGCUGAACUUAGUCCUGUAACUUCCGCUGCAUAUUCUUCAUUGAGCCACAGUGCUUGGGCACUUGGUUUAGCAUGGAUUAUUGUUGCAUGUAGUACAGGUUACGGAGGAUAUAUAAACAAAAUUUUGUCAGCACCUAUUCUAUAUCCAUUCAGUAGAGUGACCUAUUGUGCUUAUCUUAUUCAUCCAAUAAUUAUUAGACUGACUGCUAUGAACUUAGAUUCACCUUUUCAUUUGGGAAAAGAUACAAUGAUGAUAACUUUCUUAGGACAAUUGAUCUUAUCUUAUUUCCUAUCAUUCAUUGUAUCAGUGAGUUUUGAAGCUCCCGUAGUAAGCAUGUUAAAAAUUCUAGCACCAAGAAAAAGAAAGCGCAUACAAUAAGAAUACUAAUAAACUUAUUUAAUCAUUGAGCAGUCCUCUUUUAUAUAUAUAUUUAUAUAAUAUUAUUUUCACUCUUUUUCUAAUAAGAUCUCUAAACUUUGUAAAAAACAAUCUAUUAAUAAACAUAUGAGGACAAAAACAAUGUACACAUUUCAAAUAAAUAUGUUUUCUUAAAUUUUGU